AUGAGCCUGCCGAACGCCACGGCAGUGACGCCGCUGCUGGCCAGGCUGUGGCGGGAGACCGCCCCCCCGGGCGGCAACGCGUCCGGCCCUGCCCGCCGCGCCCCGGGCAGCACGGGCGGGAUGGAGGCGCUGUACAUCCUCAUGGUGCUCGGCUUCUUCGGCUUCUUCACGCUGGGCAUCAUGCUCAGCUACAUCCGCUCCAAGAAGCUGGAGCACUCGCACGACCCCUUCAACGUGUACAUCGAGUCCGACGCGUGGCAGGAGCAGGACAAGGCGCUGCUGCAGGCCCGCGUGCUGGAGAGCUUCCGGGCCUGCUACGUCCUCCGGAACCCGCAGGCCGUGGAGCGGCCCCACGCCCACCUGCCCGGGACCGCGCCCUCGCCCUGA
Molecule: messenger RNA, 387 nt
Organism: Pipistrellus nathusii (Nathusius's pipistrelle)
Lineage: Eukaryota; Metazoa; Chordata; Mammalia; Chiroptera; Vespertilionidae
Source: the annotation of a GenBank genome assembly